AUGACCACUUUACUACUAGCAUUGGUGUGUUUGCGUGUCAUCGCUGCAGUCACCUCUGUGGAAGUUUUAGAUCACAGCGCCACACUUAGUGUGAGCAUACCUUUACGUUCUCCCCUGCGUGUUCCUCUGGGAAGAACUUUGACCAUUCCCUGCUACUUUAUCGACACCUUGGGCCCAGUCACCACAGCUCCAGACACCCCACCAGUGUCCCCAAGAAUCAAAUGGAGCAAACUAUCAGAAGGCAAAGAAAUUGUCCUCCUAGUGGCCAUGGAUGGUCAGGUACGGGUCAAUACAGCCUACCAGGACGCUAUCUCUCUGCCCAAUUAUCCUGCCAUACCAACUGAUGCUACUUUGGAAAUCAAGGCACUCCGGUCCAACGAUACUGGGAUCUACCGCUGUGAAGUGAUCCAUGGCAUUGAGGACAGCCAGGACACAGUAGAGGUGAAAGUAAAAGGGAUCGUGUUCCAUUACAGAGCCAUCUCUACCCGCUAUACUUUAAACUUUGAGAAGGCAAAGCAGGCGUGCAUCCAGAACGGUGCUGUCAUUGCAACUCCUGAGCAGCUCCAGGCAGCCUAUGAUGAUGGCUUUGACCAGUGCGAUGCUGGUUGGUUGUCUGACCAAACAGUCAGGUACCCAAUGCACCAUCCCCGAGAAGGUUGUUAUGGUGACAAGGAUGAAUUUCCUGGAGUGAGAACAUAUGGUGUUCGUGAUACAGAUGAGACAUACGAUGUGUAUUGUUAUGCAGAGGAAAUGGAAGGCAAAGUCUUCUACGCCACCUCUGCUGAGAAGUUCACCUUCUCAGAAGCAGCAGAGAAAUGCCAUAGUCUAGGUGCACGUUUGGCAACAACGGGAGAGUUAUAUCUGGCCUGGAAGGACGGGAUGGACGUCUGCAGUGCUGGCUGGCUGGCAGACCGCAGUGUCCGGUAUCCCAUCAACAAACCAAGUCCCAUCUGUGGUGGCAACCUGGUGGGCGUACGCACAGUGUACCUUUACGUCAACCAGACCGGGUAUCCUUACCCUCAUUCCCGCUACGAUGCCAUUUGCUAUACUGGUGUUGACUCUCGUACUGUCAUCCAUGAGAAUAUCACAGAUGAAUCUGUUGAUGAACUGGGCAGUGGCUUCACCAUCCAGACAUUCACUGACGCAGAUAUUGAGCUGGAGUUUCCAGACAACACUACUGAGAAAGAAGCUCGAGGAAGCAUUGCAACCUUGGAACCUAUCGAUUUUACUACCUCCACUUUAGAGGUGGAUGAAGGUAUCACAGCAACUCCAGAUCUCUUUGCAACAGGUUUCACUGAUGCAACAGAGAACAGGACUGAGAUUGGGAUCUGGGAGGACCUAGAAAAUGGUACUGCCUCAACCUUGGAUGCGCUCUUCCCCACGGAUAUCCCAGAAGCAACAUCAGUGGAAUAUAGUUCAUGGAGUACUGCCACAACAGAAUCAGAAUCACCCUCACCAUUUACCAGAGAAGAGCAAAUCAUGCCAGGGACAGCUGUUCCUGAUAUUGGUCUAGUCCCCCGGAAACCCAUUUCUCCCACAGGUGUCGUCUUUCAUUACCGGCCAUCCACCAACAGAUAUUCCCUGACUUUUGUUGAAGCUCAGCAAGCUUGCCUAGAUAAUCAUGCUGUUAUUGCUACUCCAGAGCAACUACAGGCUGCCUAUGAAGAGGGGUACGAUCAGUGUGAUGCUGGCUGGCUGAAGGACCAGACAGUCAGGUAUCCCAUUGUUGUUCCACGCAGUAAAUGUUCAGGAGACAAGGAGAACUUCCCUGGAGUACGAACCUAUGGUAUGCGCCCCGCAUCAGAAAAGUUCGAUGUCUACUGCUAUAUUGAAAAACUGAAAGGUGAGGUCUUCUUUGCUACUCAGACAGCACAAUUCACCUUCCUAGAAGCCCAAAGAUACUGUGAGAGCCAAAAUGCUACCUUGGCUUCCACCGGACAACUCUAUGCUGCCUGGAGACUGGGACAGGAUAACUGUGAGGCAAGCUGGUUGGCUGAUGGAAGCGUCCGAUAUCCCAUUGUUAAUCCUCGUCCUGCCUGUGGUGGAGAGAAGCCCGGCGUCAGAACGACUUAUUUGUACCCCAAUCAGACAGGAUUCCCUGACCCUCAAUCCAAGCAUCAAGCCUUUUGUUUCAGAGCUCUACCAUCUUUGUAUGAGGAUAUAGAGGAAGAUUUAAUUGCAGCCCAGGUGGUCCCUGGAGUAGAAGAAGUCCCUUCUGGGGAAGAAACAACUGUGGAAAUGGAGUUUGCCACUGAUUCUGAAAAUCAAACUGAGUGGGGAACAGAAGUAUUUCCAACUAAUAUAUCACUGUUAUCGGGUAAUCAAUCAACUGUUCUCCCUACUGAUGUAAUACCUGACGAAACAAGUGCAGAAGCUCCAAUCACAGAGAUGUCUGCUUCUGGUUGGACUUCUGGAGCCCCAGAUAUGAUUGAGCCUAGUGGAAAACCCUCAGGAUUUGGAGAAAGUGAAUCUCCCUCUGGAGUCCCUGAAAUGAGUGGGCUGCCUUCUGGAGAGAGUGGGCUACCAUCAGGAGACAUAAGUGGCCUGUCUUCUGGCAUUAUUGAAGUUGGCAUCUUACCUUCUGGAGAUGAAGAAUUAUCAGGGAUUAGUUCAGGAAUCCAAGAGCAAAUACCUGGGCUCCAGGAAGGCAAAGGGAUCCCAGAAAUUAGUGGGUUGCCUUCUGGAUUUAGUGGAGAACAUUCUGGCAUGGAUUUCAGUGGCUCACCAUCUGGAGGGUAUGAUUAUAGUGGUCUCAUAUCUGGAUUUCCUACUGUGUCUCUGGUGAAUGCCACUUUGGUGGAAGUUGUGACCACAGCAACAGAAAGGGAAAUGGAAGGGAAAGGGACAAUUGGAAUCAGUGGAGAUGGAGAUUUAUCAGGUUCCCCCUCUGCUGACUGGGAUGUUAGUGGCAUAACCAGUGGAUUGCCCUCAGGAGUUGAUGUCUAUGGAACCAGUGACAUCAGUGGGGUUUCUUCAGGACUCGAUAUCAGUGGGGAACUACCUAGAAUACCUGAUAUCAGUGAAUUACCAUCAGGACUUGAUGUUAGUGGACAAUCAUCUGGCCUACUAGAUAUCAGUGGGUUGUCCUCUGGAAUUGACUUCAGUGGGACAUCUGUUGGGACACCUGAUCUAAGUGGCUAUGUGGAUUUAAGUGGCCAACCUUCAGGUAUUGAUGGGAGUGGUGAACCUUCAGGUGUUACCUUCAUUGAUGCUAAUUUGUUUGAAGUGACAACUCCUUCAGCUAAAGAAGAAGAAGGGAAAGGAUUUGUAGAAAUAAGUGGAUUACCUUCGGGAGAUGAAGAUCUAUCAGGCACAACACCAGGAAUUUUAGAUGGGAGUGGCCAGCCUUCUUCAGGACAAGUAGACUUCAGUGGGUGGGCUUCAGGAGUUAAUGAAGUCAGUGGACUUCCAAGUGGACUAACAGACAUUAGUGGAGAAAGCUCAGUCAGUGGCUUUUCAUCUGGAACAUAUGAUUAUAGUGGCCUUGCAUCUGGGUUUCCUACAGUUUCCCUUGUGGAUGCAACUUUGGUAGAAGUUGUAACACAGCCAUCUGUUCCACAAGAAGUAGGAGAAGGGACAUCUGGGAUAUUAGAAAUAAGUGGGCUUCCUUCAGGACAGGAGGGGACAUCUGGAACACUAUAUGAUGUGACAACAGCUAGUGGAAUAUCAUCUGGGAAAGUUGAUUUCAGUGGGACUUCAUCGGGCAUUCCAUAUUUUAGUGGAGAAACUGCUAGCACUGACUUAAGUGGAGAGUCUUCAACCACAGCCAGUGCUAGUGGUGAUGUCUCUGAAAUCCCAGAAAUCACCUUAGUAACUCCUGAUUCAAUAGAAACUGUGACAAGACCAACAGUUUUACAGGAACAGGUUGGAGGAACAGAGGCAAUAUAUUCCCAUGUUCAUGAAUCAAGUGGGGAAGCCUCCACAUCUGGUGCAGAAGUUUCUGCAUAUCCCGAAAGUACCAUGUCAAUCCCAGUAUAUCAUGAAAUCAGUGGUAAGACAUCCACAUUUCAUGAAACUAGUGUAGAAGCCCCUUUGUUUAACGAAACAAGUGACAAAACAUCAGUCUUACCAAAAAGCCACCUAGAAACUUCAACCCAUUAUGAACCAGGUAGAGAAACAUCUUCAUUAUCUGAAAGCUACUCAGAAACAUCUGGGGUACCAUUCAUCAGUGGUAAGACAUCCACGUUUCAUGAAACUAGUGUAGAAACCCCUUUGUUUAACGAAACAAGUGAUGAAACAUCAUUCUUACCAAAAAGCCACCUAGAAACUUCAACCCAUUAUGAACCAGGUAGAGAAACAUCUUCAUUAUCUGAAAGCUACUCAGAAACAUCUGGGGUACCAUUCAUCAGUGGUAAGACAUCCACGUUUCAUGAAACUAGUGUAGAAACCCCUUUGUUUAACGAAACAAGUGAUGAAACAUCAUUCUUACCAAAAAGCCACCUAGAAACUUCAACCCAUUAUGAACCAGGUAGAGAAACAUCUUCAUUAUCUGAAAGCUACUCAGAAACAUCUGGGGUACCAUUCAUCAGUGGUAAGACAUCCACGUUUCAUGAAACUAGUGUAGAAACCCCUUUGUUUAACGAAACAAGUGAUGAAACAUCAUUCUUACCAAAAAGCCACCUAGAAACUUCAACCCAUUAUGAACCAGGUAGAGAAACAUCUUCAUUAUCUGAAAGCUACUCAGAAACAUCUGGGGCACCAUUCAUCAGUAGCUUACCCUCUGGGGCUUUUGAUGAAAGGAGUCAGAUUAAUGGGGAUAGUUCAGGUCCAGCCCCUCAGACAGUAUCAGAUACACCAGAGAAAGUUUUUUUGCCAGAUGUCCUACUUGGCACCAGCAGUCCAGAUGUUGAAUUAACGGAACACUCAAGGCAUCUAACUGAGUCUCAGGUUGAAGCAGAGACCAAUACACAUCCAACACCAGAGCUGGAAACAGGAGAUGUUGCUACUCCAGGGAUUCCACUACCAUCGCCAACAGUUUCUGAUCUCCUUCCUAAAGUUUCAUCAGAGGUGGCUGAUGGAAUAAAGCUUCUUACACAAGCUACACCUAAGACAUGUGAGGAGAAAGUAUGUGGAACUGGGACCUGCCAAGAACAAGAAGGAAAUAUCACCUGUUUGUGCCCACCUGGAUAUAUGGGCGAUUACUGUGAGAUAGACAUUGAUGAGUGCCACUCCAGCCCCUGUCUGAAUGGAGCUACCUGUGUCGAUGGCAUCCACACUUUCACAUGCUUAUGCCUUCCCAGCUACGGAGGGAACCGCUGUGACGUUGAUCUGGCAGAAUGCGAAACAGGCUGGACCAAAUUUCAAGGUAACUGUUACAAGCAUUUUGAAGAAAAACUCACCUGGAUGGAUGCAGAGAACCUGUGCCGAGAACAUCAAUCCCACCUGAGCAGUAUCAUCACACCUGAAGAGCAGGAGUUUGUGAACAACAAUGCACGGGACUACCAGUGGAUUGGGCUAAGUGACCGAGCUGUGGAAGACGACUUCCGCUGGUCUGAUGGACAUUCUCUGCAAUACGAGAACUGGCGACCUAACCAGCCGGAUAACUUUUUUGCCAAAGGCGAAGACUGCGUGGUAAUGAUCUGGCAUGAGAAGGGUGAAUGGAAUGACGUCCCUUGCAAUUAUCACCUCCCAUUCACUUGCAAAAAAGGAACAGUUGCCUGUGGAGACCCUCCUGCAGUUGAGAAUGCCAGACACUUUGGCAAGAAGAAGGACCGCUAUGAGAUCAAUGCCAUGGUGCGGUACCAGUGCCAUCAGGGUUAUAUUCAGCGCCAUGUGCCCACCAUCCGAUGCCAAUCAAACGGGCACUGGGAAGAGCCGCGGAUAGCCUGUAUAGAUUCCUCCACCUAUAAACGCAGACUACACAAGAGAAGUUCACGGACCCGAUCAAGGACCAACGGAAAGAUGACGGCAUGA
Molecule: messenger RNA, 5913 nt
Organism: Python bivittatus (Burmese python)
Lineage: Eukaryota; Metazoa; Chordata; Lepidosauria; Squamata; Pythonidae
Source: RefSeq, a predicted model, not a curated record